UGAGUUGUCAUUUGUCAGAGAAGGCUUCACUCUGACAGCAUGCACUGGAGAUGCAAGUUAUCUCAAUUGAGUCCAUAUCUACCACACUAAAUGUGUGAAGAUUCAGUGCACAUUAGGAGGAAAAUCAGUUUUAAAUGCAGAAUUCCCAACUUUCAACUGACUUUCAUCGGAUGACACUGCAGAAAUGGAGAUUGAAUCAAUGGUUGCAAACAGCGCACUCAUAAGAGCACGAGAAGUAGGUAAUGGUGCGAACCACAAAGGAAGGAGUCGAAAAUGGAAGGAAUUUCUGCGUUUUCCACACAUAAACGAGUGCAUACAGUUGGAGAGUAGCAUUGAGCGAGACUAUUACAGUCUGUGUGUGAAACAGCCCAUCGGAAAUCAACUGUUCCGCCUUUUCUGUGCAACUAAAUAUGAUCUGCAGCAUUGUGUAAUGCUCUUGGAUGAAACGGUGGAAUAUGAGGUCACACCGGAUGACAAGAGAACGAACUUUGGCAAGCAACUCAUCACAAGAUAUCUCACCUCACAGUCUUCUAGGGUGCGGGAGAUUGUACACAGAGAACUCAAGGAGGAGAAAGCUACUGAAGAUCUCUUCAGCAAUUGCCAAAAGGCACUUCAUGAGUAUCUGAGCGGAGCUCCAUUUGCAGAGUAUCAGAAAAGCAUGUACUUUGACCGAUUCCUGCAGUGGAAGAUGGUUGAGAGACGCCCAAUCACCCGAGAUACAUUUCGAGAAUACCGUGUUUUGGGAAAGGGUGGGUUUGGAGAGGUUUGUGCGUGUCAGGUCCGAGCAUCAGGGAAAAUGUAUGCAUGUAAGAAACUGGAGAAGAAACGUGUUAAGAAGCAAAGCGGGGAAGCCAUGGCCCUCAAUGAGAAACAGAUUCUAGAACGGCUCAACAGCAGAUUUGUGGUGAGUUUAGCAUAUGCUUACGAGACAAAAGAGGCUCUUUGCCUGGUGCUGACGCUGUUGAACGGAGGAGACCUGAGGUUUCACAUCUAUAACAUGGGCACAGAGGGGCUCAACAAAGACAGAGUACAGUUUUAUGCAGCUGAGAUCCUCUGCGGCCUGGACCAUCUUCAUAACAAAUCCAUUGUUUAUAGGGAUUUAAAGCCAGAAAACAUUCUACUGGAUGAUAAUGGUCACAUUCGGAUCUCUGAUUUGGGACUCGCCGUAAUCUUGCCAGAAGAAAAACACGUGAAGGGAAGAGUGGGAACUGUGGGUUACAUGGCACCAGAAGUCAUCACAAACACAUACUAUAGUUUUAGUGCAGACUGGUGGGGACUCGGGUGUCUAAUCUACGAGAUGACGGCCGGAAAACCUCCGUUCCGCAACCUCAAGGAACGGCUGCCUAGACAUGAGAUGGAAAGAAGAGUUCUGGAGACGAUCGAGCAUUACGGAAAUAAGUUUGACGAGGACACUUCAUCCAUCUGCAAAAGUCUCCUGGCUAAAAACCCAAAGGAGCGACUGGGCUGCAAGUUCAGGCAAGGAGCAGAGGUCAUCAAAGGUCAUUCGUUCUUUAAAAACAUCAACUUUACGAGACUUGAGGCUGGAAGGAUGCCGCCAACUUUUGUCCCUGACCCGAGAGCCGUUUACUGCGCGGACAUCCUGGACAUCGAUCAGUUCUCUACGGUUAAAGGAGUGAUCCUUGAUCAGGUCGAUGAUAAUUUCUACAGCAAGUUUAACACAGGUAGUGUGCCUGUGCCCUGGCAGAAUGAGAUGAUUGAGACAGAGUGUUUCAAGGACCUGAAUGUUUUUGGGCCACGAGGAACAAGAACACCCGAUCUCGACCGCAACGCGGUGAUCCUGCAGAACGGCUUGGAGACUCAGUUCUCCAAUCAUAGUCCUACAGAAUACACUCGACACCGGCUGCUGGACAGAAUCUUCAAGAGACGAGUAAGGAGCCCUAAAUGACACAAUUCCACUUCAUUACCCUGUUACAGUGACUACUCUAUGACUAACUAUGACAGUGCUUUGAUUAACAGAAUAUUC
This is a messenger RNA of Rhinichthys klamathensis goyatoka, 1984 nucleotides long. RefSeq names its product G protein-coupled receptor kinase 5 (gene grk5). Gene Ontology annotation, biological process: signal transduction; protein phosphorylation; regulation of signal transduction. Gene Ontology annotation, molecular function: ATP binding; G protein-coupled receptor kinase activity. Gene Ontology annotation, cellular component: cytoplasm. Bases 185 to 1906 code for a protein of 573 amino acids. The transcript has 15 exons. Lineage: Eukaryota; Metazoa; Chordata; Actinopteri; Cypriniformes; Leuciscidae. The record is from RefSeq and is a predicted model, not a curated record.